CUCUGUUCUCACAUGAUAUACCCUAAACAGAAAACUGCAGGAGCUCUGGCCAAUCCUGAAGUGGUUCAGGUCAAACCCCCACAAUAAAUCAUUAAAAUUUGUACUUUGCCCUCGGCCCUCCCCUGGAGCACGUAAAGAUGCUGAACCCUGUAACGAUUUGCUCAUUCGCACGCCGUCUUCCGUCUGUAAUAGGAGCUCGCCGCGCCAUUUUCACAGCCACAGCCUACAACAUGCCGAUCAAGGUUGGAGACAAGUUGCCGGGGAUUGACCUGUACGAGAACACCCCUGGGAACAAGGUCAAUGUCAGCGAGCUGUUUGCAGGGAAGAAAGGCGUCCUGUUUGCUGUGCCGGGUGCAUUUACUCCAGGCUGCUCAAAGACACAUCUUCCCGGGUAUGUGAGCAAAGCUGGAGACCUGAAGGCCAAAGGUGUGCAGGUGAUCGCCUGUGUGUCGGUGAACGACCCGUUUGUGAUGGAGGCCUGGGGGAAAGACCAGAAGGCAGACGGGAAGGUCCGUAUGCUGGCUGACUCUGCAGCAGAAUUCACCAAGGCCAUUGGCUUAGAACUGGAUGCAACUGGGCUGCUUGGAAACAUCAGAUCCAAGAGGUACUCCAUGUUGGUGGAAGACGGUGAGGUGAAACAGCUGAACGUGGAACCAGAUGGAACCGGUCUCUCCUGCAGUCUGGCUGAAGGGCUGAAGCUGUAGUUUCCGAGAAGGCCUUCAUUCAGCAGUUUCCCAUCCCCAGAAUGCAAUGCCAAAAAGGGGUGUAAACCUCAUUUGCAUAUAUGACAGGAAGGCAUCGGAAUGAUCCAGCUGGUUUUUCAGUGUGUUUUGAGGUGUUGGGACAUUUUAUGCUCAAGGUUAAUCAAAUUACUAUGGGUUGAAUCUGACAACAAAUAGCAACCUGUUUAACAUCACCAGGAUCAUUCCGAUGCCUUCCUGUCCUAUGCAAAUGUAUUUAGACCCCUGUUUUUGCAUUGCAUUCUGGGGAUGGGAAACUGGUGAAUGCUUCACACUUUGGCUUUGUUCCAAAGAGUGUGUAUUCAAGCCAGAGUACACAGCAGUUAAUGAUUAAGCCAUGGCUUUCUUUCUCAUGUUUGUUGCCAGUGCACUUUGUCUACAAUGUCUACAAGAUGGUAAAGAUUUGGAAAUUUCCUAGAAUCAAGAAUCGCUCAAGCCCAAUGUGCACUUUGACCUAGUGACUGUUUUUAGCCCAGAACAUUCCUUUGUUUUCUUAUACUGAAUCAUGAUAUGCAUUAAGAACAUCAUAAUCAGUAGGUGCCUUACAUGUAGUUCUUUUUAAUUACACAUGGCCUGUAGGAGGGUCUGCAAGGGAAGGUCCCGACAAAGCUCUACUCUGAAUUCAGAAACCUCUCGAUUACGCUUUACGAUAAAUUCCCAGUGCCUACAAGGCAUUACGUAGAAUUAAAACGCCGAAUACGCUCUACGCAAAAAUAUUAGAGCGGUCCGUCUACGUUCUACGUAGAAUUAAAACGGCCGAUUACGUUCUACGGAAAAGGCCUUGCGGGCCCCCCCUGUAGGUGCCAAGAGACAGAGAUGGUCAUUUUACUUCAUGUUCCAUGUUGCCACCUUGUAGCAGCAAAAAGAAUUAUUAGAAGUGUGAAAAAGAGAUGUCGAUGAAGCAUUUCAUGCACUACAGAGUACAAUCUUCUACAUAUGUUUUUUUUUCAGUGUUGUGUAAUUUAUGAAUUUCAGCAAAAUUAUUCCGGAUUGCCUAGUGCUAAUCUAUUGUGUGGAAUGUAUGGUGCUUAAAAAAAGAAUUAUGUGAUAUUUGCUGGCAGUGAAAAUAAAUGAGGUUGAAACAAAAA
Branchiostoma belcheri (Belcher's lancelet) is the source of this 1828-nucleotide messenger RNA. RefSeq names its product peroxiredoxin-5, mitochondrial-like. Gene Ontology annotation, biological process: cell redox homeostasis; cellular response to oxidative stress; hydrogen peroxide catabolic process. NCBI's taxonomy places the organism in Eukaryota, Metazoa, Chordata, Leptocardii, Amphioxiformes, Branchiostomatidae. The record is from RefSeq and is a predicted model, not a curated record. Gene Ontology annotation, molecular function: thioredoxin peroxidase activity. Gene Ontology annotation, cellular component: cytoplasm; mitochondrion; peroxisome. Bases 138 to 704 code for a protein of 188 amino acids. The transcript is spliced from 6 exons.